Molecule: messenger RNA, 4236 nt
Organism: Zingiber officinale
Lineage: Eukaryota; Viridiplantae; Streptophyta; Magnoliopsida; Zingiberales; Zingiberaceae
Product: ABC transporter G family member 45-like
Exons: 22
Coding region: 57-4088 (1343 amino acids)
Cellular component (GO): membrane
Molecular function (GO): ABC-type transporter activity; ATP binding; ATP hydrolysis activity
Source: RefSeq, a predicted model, not a curated record
UCGAGCGUGUUCGGAUCAAGAGUAGAAAGCAAAGAGUAACAGGACAGAAAGUUUGCAUGGAAAAAGUAGAAGGUUUUUCGAUUACCUGUGAAGAGCAUGAAGAGCUGAUCUCCAGCUUACGAGAUUGGAGAACAAGGUCGGGAAUCAACGCUCCGAAGAUCGAAGUGCGGUUCGAGGAUUUGUCAGUGGAGACUGAGGUUCAUGCUUCCAGGAGAGUUCUUCCCACCCUACCCAAUGCCAUCAUCAACACUGUUCAGGAGCUCCUGGGACGGCUUAAAGUGUACAAUACAAAUACAAGUCAUGUCAAAGUUCUUAGUGAAUUGAAAGGAAUUAUAAAACCAUCUAGCUAUUUCAGGAUGACACUUGUGCUAGGAUCUCCAGGAUCAGGAAAGACAACAUUUUUGAGAGCACUUUCUGGAAAACUAGAUCCUAGUUUAAAAGUCACAGGAAAAGUAACAUACAAUGGACAAAAGAUGAACCACUACCUCUCACAAAGAAUGUGUGCAUAUGUUAGCCAACUUGACGCCCAUCAAGCUGAGAUGACAGUGAAGGAGACCAUGGAGUUCUCUAGAAAAAUAUUAAAUGCCGGAGAUGAUAUUGAGAUGCUUAAAGAAGUGAGCACAGUAAAAACAGAAGCAAGCAUCAAAGAAGAGACAAAUACCAAUACCACGGAAACUGUGUUUUCGAAAGAUGAAGGGAGUUUCAUAGUUGACCACAUUCUGAAGGUACUUGGCUUACAUGAGUGUGCAAACAUAAUAAUAGGUGAUCAGAUGAGAAGGGGAAUAUCUGGAGGACAAAAGAAAAGAGUCACUAUUGGUGAAAUGCUAGUGGGCCUAGCACAAUGUUUUUUCAUGGACGACAUUUCAACAGGGCUUGAUAGCUCCACUACCUUUCAGAUUCUCAAGUUUCUGCAGCAGCUUACACGUGCUUUGGAUUUCACCAUGGUUAUAUCUUUGCUUCAGCCUGCUCAAGAAGCAUUUGAGCUAUUUGAUGACAUCAUCCUUUUAUGUGAGGGGCAAAUUGCUUAUCAAGGACCCAGAGAACAUGUUCUUAAACAUUUUGAAUGGAUGGGCUUCAAAUGUCCUGAUAGAAAGAACGCAGCAGAUUUCCUGCAAGAGAUAAUAUCAAAGAGGGAUCAAUCACAAUACUGGACAGGUAGCAAAAGCACAUAUCAGUACAUAUCUAUACAAAAAAUUUCAGAAUGCUUCAGAUCUUCUAGAAUUGGCCUGAAACUCCACAAAGAGUUGCAAAAGCCAUAUAACAUCGAGGAGAGUGAUCAAAUUGUCAAAUUAAAUGAGAUGUAUAUUGUCCGAAAGUGGGAGAUAUUCAAGGCCUGCUUCUCAAGGGAAAAGCUAUUAAUGAAGAGGAACUCUCUGGUUCACAUAUUCAAGGCCAUGCAAAUUAUAAUACUGGCAUUCGUUACUAUGACAAUUUUCCUCCAAACAACAAUGAAACAUCACACGGUAACUGAUGGUUACCAUUAUCUGGGAGCCAUAUUUGGUGGAGUAGUGAUGGUAAAAUUCAAUGGUAUGACAGAGUUGCAAAUUAUUAUGAGAAGACUUCCAAUCUAUUACAAGCAGAGGGAAGUGCUAUUUCUGCCAGGAUGGGCUUUCCUUUCACCUAUUAUAAUCCUCAGCCUCCUAUCCUCAUUUAUUGAAGCAGGUCUAUGGACAAGUCUAACAUACUAUGUGAUUGGCUUUGCACCAUCAGCAAUUAGAUUCUUGCAACAGUUCUUGGCAUUCUUUUGUGUGCAUCAGAUGUCAACGUCACUUUUUCGCUUUAUAGCUAUUGUCGCAAGAACACAACUGAUGGCUAACAUACUAGGGACAGCCACUCUAGUGGCUGUCUACAUUUUUGGAGGUUUCGUCAUAUCCACAGAUGCUAUCCAAUCAUGGUUGAUUUGGGGCUGCUGGUUAUCUCCUUUGACAUAUAGUCUGAAUGCCAUAGCAAUCAACGAAUUUCUUGAUCAAAGAUGGAAUGUGAAAGUUGACAAUGGAGGAAGUGGCGAGGAUACAAUUGGAAAGAUCAUCCUGAGAUUAAGAGGGAUGUUAACAGAGUGGCACUGGUACUGGUUCUCUGUAGCAAUACUGCUUGCAUUUUCUGUGGUCUUCAAUAUUCUCAGCAUUGUGGCACUUAAAUAUAUGAGAGCUCCAUUGAGAAAUAGAUCGAUCAUACAUAUGAUGCCUACUGAUUUCAAGAAGGUCAAUGCAGACGCCCAAGCAUUAACAGCUCAAGUGGCAUCCCAAAGUAGGAUGUCUCUACCAUUUCAGCCUCUGACAAUAGCAUUCAAAAAUAUUAGUUAUUAUGUAGACAUGCCUAAGCAACUGAAGCAAACUGGAUUGAAGCAGGAAAGACUUCAGUUGCUACGACAAGUCUCUGGAGUCGUCAGGCCCGGAGUACUAACUGCACUAAUGGGAGUGACAGGUGCUGGAAAGACUACCUUACUAGACGUUUUGGCAGGAAGAAAAACAGUAGGACACGUUGAAGGAAGCAUCAAAAUAUCAGGAUAUCCAAAGAGGCAGGAGACAUUUACCAGGAUUUCAGGAUAUUGUGAGCAAUCAGAUACUCAGUCUCCUUGUCUAACAGUUUUAGAAUCCUUAUGGUACUCAGCACGACUACGCCUUCCAUCAGACAUAGACAAAUAUUCAAGACGUAUAUUCGUAGAUGAAGUUAUGGAACUGGUUGAGCUUAAGAAACUGAAGAAUGCAAUGGUAGGUUUACCAGGAUUAAAUGGUCUUGCAGCAGAAGAGCGCAAACGUCUAACAAUUGCAGUGGAAUUAGUUUCAAGUCCUUCUAUCAUAUUCAUGGAUGAGCCUACAACAGGUCUAGAUGCACAAGCUGCAGCAAUUGUGAUGAGAACAGUUAGAAAGGCAGCAGACACAGGGCGUACAAUCGUCUGCACAAUCCAUCAGCCAAGCAUUGAGAUAUUUGAAGCUUUUGAUGAGUUACUUCUAAUGAAAAAAGGUGGACAGCUUAUUUACAGUGGACCUUUGGGCAUUUUAUCUGGGAAUAUGAGGCAAUACUUUGAAGCUAUUCCAGGAGUACCAAUGAUCAUAGAUGGUCAAAAUCCUGCCACAUGGAUGUUAGAUGUCACUUCUCCCGCUAUGGAGUAUAAGCUUGGCAUAGAUUUUGGAACCAUCUAUCAUAACUCAUCAUUUUACAAAGACAAUAUUAAACUGGUUGAUGAGUUUAGUGAAAGACAAACUAACACAGAAGACAUUCACUUCAUAUCCAAAUAUACACAAAGUUUUUCAUCUCAGUGUAUAUGGUGCCUGUGGAAACAGCAUAGAUCUUACUGGAAGAAUCCAGAGCAUAAUGUAGUUCGUUUCAUCAUUACAGUCUCAAUAUCACUUCUAUUUGGCUUAGUCUUCUUUGGAAUUGGUUCUAAAAGAGGGACACAACAAGAUAUUCUCAACGUUCUAGGAGCAAUGUAUGGUUCAGCACUGUUUCUUGGGUUUGCAAAUGCUAGCGUAGUACAACCUAUUGUGGAAAGGGAAAGGAUUGUAUUUUACCGUGAAAGAGCAGCUGGGAUGUAUUCUUCUAUGCCAUAUGCCAUAGCUCAGGUGGCCAUUGAGAUUCCUUAUAUCCUAAUUCAAGUUCUAAUUUUCUCAGCCAUUGUUUAUCCAAUGAUCGGAUUCCCAUUUACAGUGGCAAAGUUCUUCUGGUUCAUUCUGUUCUUGGUCUUAAGUUUUGUCUAUUUUUCUCUCUUUGGGAUGAUGACAGUAGCACUGACACCAAACCUAGAAAUAGCAGCCCUUCUCUCCUUUUUCAUCUUUGUUAUGUGGAAUAUCUUCUCCGGAUUCUUCAUUCCUCGAAAGAUGAUACCUAUUUGGUGGAGAUGGUAUUAUUGGGCCGAUCCUGCUGCAUGGACUAUUUAUGGUCUAAUGGUUACACAGGUGGGAAACAGUGAUGAUCCCUUGCAUAUUGUGGGCUCAUUCGAUAUGACAGUGAAGGAAUUUCUCGAGCAAUAUCUUGGAGUACAAGAGAGCUAUCUGCCACUCAUUGUGUCUCUCCACUUUGCAAUAAUCGUAUUAUUUCUAUUUGUGUUUGCCUUCAGCAUCAAGUAUCUGAAUUUCCAGAGAAGGUAGCUAAACUGCAUGCUUUUGUGCAUUCAAGAACUAAUUUCGGUCAACUCCAGUUAAUUAGAACAUAGUGUACGAUUGUAAGUGAAAGCCACCACCGCUGUUACGGCUCUUUCAAUUGUUCAUAUAUCACUUAUGCAAAAUUUAUCAUUCA